Dibothriocephalus latus is the source of this 1653-nucleotide messenger RNA. The record is from the annotation of a GenBank genome assembly. NCBI's taxonomy places the organism in Eukaryota, Metazoa, Platyhelminthes, Cestoda, Diphyllobothriidea, Diphyllobothriidae.
AUGGCAAUGGCUCACGCAGCUUAUACCAGAAAACGCUACUUUGAGAAACAGCGCGCUGCUCUUACUAGAGUCGCAUACGAACUUCAGAAAGAAAAAACCUGUGCCGAUACAUGCACCCUUCAAGCAAAGCAGGCGUUGUUGGAUGAAGCUGUUCGGAAGCUUGGAGAGGGCCACAGAGAGGCUCGUUCAUGGGAAGAUCCGGCCAAAAAUGAACAAAAAGAGGCUGAAAACCGGCAGUCAAAGGCAAAUGAACGUUUUAAUGCUGCUUUCCUGGAGCUCAUGACAGACAAGGCUAUUAAAGAAUGGCAGGCUUCAGCUUCUGUUCGCUACCGAGCGGCUGCCUUAGAGACGGAAAAGCAACGUGCUGCUGCCGUCGCCGCCCUGCCUCCACCACCUCCACCGCCCUACUGUGAUUCGGUAGUUACAUGCAAGCUCCCGAACGAAAUGGCAUGCACACAAUGCACAGGAGUCAAGGAUGCUGACAUGGUGCAUAAGGUUUCUGUAAACGUCGUCGAUGGUGACAAGAAUUGUCUUUCUGGUCCACGUCCAAUGUCGCCCCCACAAGUUAUGAACGCCAAAAUGCAGAGUUCUGAAACACCGCUAGAGGAACAGCCAACAGCUUUCGAUGCAGCUGUUAAGGAAGAGGUCCGACUUAAAGCAGUGGAACAGGGGCGUUCAAUCCAGGCUGUGGAAGAUUUAGUUAAGGCGGAGGUCCGUGGCCAAACGGCAAUUCAAAGAGUUCGCGUUCAACAGCACUAUGAUUCACUUUUACGACGACUGGACGAAAUCGCUAAAGUGGAUUUUCGUGAUCAAAAACGCCACAUAGCGAGCUCUAUGGCUCUCUAUCCUGCCGCAGGUGAGGGCGCAGAGGCCGUUGAAAGAAAAAGAGAGCGUGCAUUCGAGAAAGAACUAUUUCAGCAAAUGCCAUUGGAAUCUCAGAAAGAACUAAGGCAGGAGAUGUCUUUAGCGCCCAGCCUUGAAUCAUCUGAUAGUGUGCCGAUCACAGAGACUUUGGUCGAGGUUGAUGCGGAUUCCGAGGUUGUCGCCGCCGAGUUAACAACCCCCAGUGUACACCAGACUGACCCCCCAGUUAAAAUCCACAACCCAGGCGCGCUCCUUCGAACACCAGAAAUGGAUGGUGAUCAGGUUGAAACGUACACUGUUACGGGUAGUAUGGACAACUCGGUUGUUUUCCCAAUCGCGUCUUCGUUGGGUCAGGAGCAAAUUUCAACGGAAAAUUUAAACAACCAAGCUUACCAAUAUGAUUCAAAAUCUAUAAAGAAUCUUCAGGAACAAUUAAAGCAGUACUUUCGGACUCGUAAUACAAUUGGUGAUUACAGCCGGAACUCCGGUAGCGUGGAUUUCGACCGUGAAAAGGAGAAAUUAGACCUCCAGGUGGCGGAGAUAGAUCGACAGAUUGAGGCUCUGCGUCAGUCUGCCCUUGCUCGGCAACGCAGACUACAGGAUGAAGGUCGCCGUGCGACUCCGGGCACGUCGAUGAACAGAGAUCCUAUGGUGGCCUUUCCGCCGGACUCAAAUGGCUUGCCUAUCCGGUUUCACGAGCCAUUUAUCACAGAAGCAUCUGGCGGUUCGGGUUCUCUUUCCCCGACCCUGUCGGUUUCUGCUGCGAGUAUAGCGGAUCACUCGCCCUUU